Messenger RNA from Pyricularia grisea, 909 nucleotides. RefSeq lists its product as uncharacterized. The record is from RefSeq and is a predicted model, not a curated record. The transcript is spliced from 4 exons. Lineage: Eukaryota; Fungi; Ascomycota; Sordariomycetes; Magnaporthales; Pyriculariaceae. The coding region runs from base 157 to 642 and encodes 161 amino acids.
UGGAACUCUUGUGAGCAAACCUCGCGUCAACCAAAAGUCACCUCCAGUACUGUGUUGGCGCUGAUCCGGCCGCAAACUAAUUUUGCUGCAUGAGGGAGCGUCCUCUAAUCUCAUAUCACUGAAUCGCAUUCACCGCGCACUUUGCAAUCAGCAACCAUGGCGAAAGCUGUCCAACCCCGCAUAUUUAUUCUACUCGACGAGCUGGCAGCUUUUGAAGCUGUAGAGGGGCCAACUGCUGUUUCCGCCGGCCGACCUUCCAACGACGAAGACCAAGACCUACACACAUGGGUUGGUACCAUCAUCGGCCCUUCAGUGAUUGUUGGCGGAAGGAACCAGAGCAACUUUUGCGACAGAAUUUACAGCUUGAAGCUACACUGUAGCGACAAAUAUCCAUAUGAGCCACCCACCAUACACUUUAUCAACAAAAUCAACCUCCCCGGCGUUGACCCGACCGAUGGUCGCGUAGACCCUUCCAAGUUCAAUCUUCUGAAGGAGUGGAUUGCCACUGGCAACCCCCAGCAACACCUGAAGUUUUCCAUCUCUAGCGCGCUAUACGAGUUGCGAACAUACAUGCAAAGGAACUAUCAACUCCCGCAGGAGGAGGAAAACGCCGUCUACGACUGCUACAAAGACAAUCGCUAGCAACACUCCGGAUACAAGGGUAAUAUAUCAUCAAUCAGCGGGUUACCCAGUAUAACGCCAUUCACGAAAUAUUGAAACAUGAUACGAGGGCGAGCGUCGGACAUUGUUGGGAACGGACAUACCAAGCCAUAAUUAGACAUGAAGAAUGGCAUUGGAGAAAGUUAAGGUUAUUGGGAUGCGGGUCUUGAGAGCCUUCGAUUACCAAUGCAAUUGAAGCUGCGAAAGCACAGAAUAGAUGUAAAGAAGUUACCAUUUUGCUAGUGAAAU